AUGGUUCACCAGGACCCAAGCAGGGCAGGGCCCCCACAGCAUGGUUCACCAGGUCCCAAGCAGGGCCCCCCACAGCAUGGUUCACCAGGUCCCAAGCAGGGGCCCCCACAGCAUGGUUCACCAGGUCCCAAGCACACCAAAAGGACCCUCAACACGCAUGUUCACCAGGUUGACCCAAGGUCCCAAGCUGGGCCCCCACAGCAUGCAGAAUCAUCAGGUCCCAAGCUCAUUACAGCAUGGUUCACCAGGUCCCAAGCAGGGCCCCACAGCAUGAUUCACCAGGUCCCAAGCAGGGCCCCCCAACACUUAUUCACCAGGUAUAACCAGGUCCCAGCAGGGGCCAAGAGUGAUGAUUCACCAGGUCCCAAGCAGGGCCCCCACAGCAUGGCUCACCAGGUCCCAAGCAGGGCUCCCCACAGCAUGGCUCACCAGGUCCCAAGCAGGGCCCCCCACAGCAUGGCUCACCAGGUCCCAAGCACACCAAAAGACCCUCAACACGGUUCGUUGACCCAAAACACGGCAGAAUCAUCAGCCCAACUCAUAAAAAGACGGUUCACAUUAUGUGAUAUACCAAAGGAUUUUUGCACAGUCCAACAGCCAAAUUUAUACUUAACACAAUGCAAGUUGUGGCUUGAAUAA
Procambarus clarkii (red swamp crayfish) is the source of this 639-nucleotide messenger RNA. Lineage: Eukaryota; Metazoa; Arthropoda; Malacostraca; Decapoda; Cambaridae. The record is from RefSeq and is a predicted model, not a curated record.